UAAAAGGAUCAGUGGGCGAAAUUCGUAGAUAUAUCAAUCUUUCCAUAAAGUUGCUUGAAGCGUGCCAACCAACAAAUAUCAAUUGUAUGUACUUAGCGGACAACUUCAGUCUCGAGGAAAAUAUCUAUAAAAUCUUCGUAUCCAUGGAUGAUGAUGGAUCCGGGACCAUCACUGCCAAUGAAAUAGCCCAAAUGCUCUGCGGAUUCGGUUGCGAUGUCUCGCCCAAAGUUGUGCAAGCCGUGAUGCGAUCCUCAGAUAAAACCCAAAUGCUCUGCGGAUUUGGUUGCGAUGUUUCGCCGAAAGUCGUACAAGCCGUGAUGCGAUCUUCAGAUAAAAGUGGUGAUGGAGAGAUUGAUUUCGAAGAAUUUCUUACUGCUAUAACUUCGAAAAUAAAGCUGAACAAUUGCAAAGCCGAAAUCCAGGCGAUGUUCAACAAAUUUGAUAGGGAUAAGGAUGGCUUGCUUUCUGCAGAAGAAUUGGUUGUAGCAUGGAGUGAAACACUGAAAACGAAGAUAACAGUUAAAGAAGCCGCAGCACUUAUUCAACAAGUGAGUCAUAUUCUGCUAUAAAG
Messenger RNA from Cylicostephanus goldi, 571 nucleotides. Lineage: Eukaryota; Metazoa; Nematoda; Chromadorea; Rhabditida; Strongylidae. The record is from the annotation of a GenBank genome assembly.